GAGGGAUUUGAAGUUGUUAGAGAUUUGGUAAUCCAAAGCGAACGGUGAAGAGAGAAGGAUGGAAAGGACGAUAUUGAAGCUAAAAGCCAUAGAAGCAACAGCAGAGAGCUUCGCAGAGUACGGGCAAGUGAUCGAAGCUACAGACGACGGCGCUGAAUUCGGAGGUGAAGACGCUCAAUUAGAUCUCAGCAAUGGGAUCCCUAGGUUGUAUAUUCUUCACAUCGAGAACCGGCCGUUUGAAUUCUCGAAGAUAACGCAUCACGCGAGAGUAACGCAGUGCUUGGGAUCGGUGGAUCGGGAGGCUUGGUAUCUGGGAGUUGCGAAGGCGUCGAUUGUAGAGGAAGAGGAGGAGAUGAAUGGAGGAGGAAGGAGUUUCAGAUCUGGCGGAGGACAUUUGUAUGUGGCGCCGAAUGUGGAGGAAAUUCGGGCGUUUAGGAUAUCGGGAGCGAAGUUUGUGAAGCUGAAUAAAGGGACAUGGCAUGCGGGUCCUCUGUUUAAAGCAAGCGCUAGAGAUUUCUAUAACUUGGAAUUGACUGAUACUAAUAUUGUUGAUCAUACUUGUUACAGCUUUGGAGAAGAAGAUGGGGUAUUAUUUCACAUUGAGGAUUAGAUCCAUUGUUCCAUCCUCAAGGAGAUUAAAGAUUAUAUGUGGAGUUGAUCUGUGAUAUAUUGAAAUUAUGUUUUAUUGAUAGAAUAAAUUCAUGUGAAGAUUGAAGUUUGUAAUGAUUUGUUUGGGCUACAUGGAGAUUGAAGAUUGUAGUACUUUAUUUGAGAGGAAUUCUAAAAAUACUAAACUUAAAAAAAAAAAUUGUAUUUUGAUUGUAAUUGAGGACAUGUUUGUACUUUGGAAGUGAUUCUAAUAAGUGUUCUUAGACAAA
Molecule: messenger RNA, 878 nt
Organism: Benincasa hispida (wax gourd)
Lineage: Eukaryota; Viridiplantae; Streptophyta; Magnoliopsida; Cucurbitales; Cucurbitaceae
Molecular function (GO): ureidoglycolate hydrolase activity
Source: RefSeq, a predicted model, not a curated record